Molecule: messenger RNA, 3706 nt
Organism: Folsomia candida
Lineage: Eukaryota; Metazoa; Arthropoda; Collembola; Entomobryomorpha; Isotomidae
Exons: 8
Coding region: 275-2776 (833 amino acids)
Molecular function (GO): protein binding
Source: RefSeq, a predicted model, not a curated record
CAUCUUUCGUUUGUGGAGCAAUGCGCAAUGGAGCGAAAAGCAAUAGAAAGUCUUUUGUUCUUUCUCACUUUCUCAGCUGAUAUUGUGUGAUACGCUUCGCAACAAUGUCUCCAUAAGGUGGUGCAAUAAUUAAAAAAUUGUGAUUAUUAAGCAGCGAAGAAAAUACGGAGACAAUUAAGUGUCUUUCUAAUCUAAUUGAUCCCUUAAUAACGUGGACACUUACUGGGAUGGAUAACGUUUAAUUUGUUUAUGCUUUCUAAUUGAUCGUUUAACAAUGGAUCAUUCGCCUUCUGGUCGGAAUAUAACCUCACCGUCGGCCGGAUCGAGUAAGAAAUUAACUUGGGAGGAAUUAUGGUCAAUUUUUGCGACCCGGACAUCGCCCGAUUUCACGUUUGUGGUUCGCCAAGCAGGAAAAUCCACGGUGGUGGAGUCUUACAAAUCUUUCUUAAUUGCGAGGUCGACCAAGUUGGCGAAAUUGGUGAAAGCUGCGAGCGAUGAUAAGACAAAUCUACACACGGUGGAGGAUGCGAAUCCUGACGUGUUUAUCAUGUAUCAUGAGUUCCUCCACACCGGAAAAUUCGACACUCGUAGCGACAUUAGAGACUCAGACCUUAUAAGGAUGCUACGAAUUGGGGUACAAUUUUGUCCAGGGAGGGAGGAGGAGGAUGAAACAUGUCGACGAAUAAUGGACGGCCGAAUCUCGUUAAAGAAUGUUUUCAAGCUUAAUCAGCAAGCAAAAGUUUGGAAUUUGUGGUCUUUGGAGGCACUAACAGAGAAAUUUAUUGGAAAAGUAAAUUCGAAUCCGGAAUAUUUCAUUGGGACGAACUCCUUCCAAAACAUGAGUGCUUUCGCUUUACGGGAAAUGCUUAAAUCUGACGAUGUUAAUUACGACGAAGUCAAAUUGUUUGAAGCUGUAAAGAACUGGGCCGCAAACAAACCCGGUCCCACGUCCUCCGCCCGGAUAAGUUUGGACCAAGUAAAAUACGAGCUCCGAUUUCCCCUCAUGUCUGCAACCGACUUUGCCGAAAAGGUCGUCCCCUCUGGCAUGCUCUCCACGCAGGAUGCUCUCGACAUCCUCGUCUACAUUUGCACCAGCCCCGACAAGAAACCGGAAAUGGAAAAAUUCAAUACAAACCCACGCCACCUCAAGGACCUCGACUUAAUUGAAACAAUCGACAUUUCCGGACCUGAUGAUAUCGACAUGGAAGUCGUCAAAGAAGAAUCAGCGCCCUCCUCCCCAUCGCAAGAUUUACUCUAUCCCAUUAUAAAUACGGUGUCAUCAGGGUCAAUCGUCACGUUGGAAAAUGAUCAGAUCCCAAAUUACGACAAUAAUUAUACGUAUGAAGGUUAUGGUGACUAUGGCAACGAAGACUUUUUCGGAAAUCCAAAGUCCCCCGUUAAUGGAAACGAUCCCUUCGGUAACGAUCUCCAUGACAACGAUCUCUUCGUUAACCUAAAACCGAAAGCUAAAUCCCCCACAAGCCUAAAAGUCUCCUCGUGGGAGAAACUCCUAUCUCAACUUCAACAUUCACCCAUCUCUCCGACCCACAUAGUCGCCACGGUCAAACCCUGCGAGCCUGUCAUCUUCCUCCCUAAAAACCCCGUCCUCCUCCCCCACCUCGCCAAGGUCACCCUCUCCCUCACCAUUCGCCCCGACCGGCGCAAAUGGCACAACAAUGUUCGCCACUACAGGACUAAUUUCGACCUCGAUCCGUACAUCUUUUGGACGACGGACUUCUGGGGAAGCCGCACCGAUUUCAAGCUUAUCAUAAAUGAGGUCAAAUUUUUCAAGCUGGACAAACCAAGCCACGAACUUUGUAUUGGAUUCGACUCUGCCGAAACGCCUACGAAUGACAUGUUGUCACGAUUAUUAACCGCGGAUAACAAGCUUGACCCCCGCCACAAUUUCAUAAAGAGGUUAAUCCUCGUCGACAACACGUUACCGGAUGCUCCCUUCCCCUUCCAAAAAUUGAGGGAGGUCACGCUCUGGGGCGUCUACGAUGUGGCCGACCUACUCGGUCGAUUUCUCAAGAAACUGAAAAAUCUUGAAGUUUUCGAAUGUCGCACGAAAGGGGGGAAAGUAAAAAGGUACAACGACCUCACCGAUGAGACGGAGGUUACCAGGAAGAAAAGCGUGAUAAAUCUGGGGAGCGAUUUUACCUCGGGGGACAAAUUAACCAAGGUGGCGAUCUGCUGGGCGAAACUGGUCGUUAUUCCGGGUCGGCCGUUGAGAUGCUUGGCCGGCGUGACCGAACUUUAUACGGACUAUUGUAUCUGGAGUCGUGAAAUUUGGGAUAAUUUCGACACGAUUUUUCCAAACGUUAAACGGGUAGCGUUUGGAUAUUGUCCGCCGAAGGAGGAGGGGAGGAGUCAUGAAAAGAGGGCGAAAUUGGACGAAGCUGCGACGUUGGUUUCCGGUGUGUCGGUCAGACUGAUGAGGACCUUGGUGCGAAAGUGCAAGAAACUCGAGUGGAUUCGUGUCGUCAAGUUGGACUGGGAGUUGGAACCUGUAGUCGAAAAGGAGUUGAAUGAGGUCAAAGGUUUCUUGGAGAAGGCGGGUAUCGAGGUGAAGGAUGACGGGAUGGAUUUUCUCGUAGAGAAGGGGGCAGAUGGAGCGUGGAAAGGGGUCAAAUAUAUUGCGAGAGGGUACAAGGAAAGGCACGCGUUGUAUCAAAAAUACUGGAAAGAAAUGGAUCACUUGGAAUAUGAAAACUUUGGACUGAACAAGAUUUUUAAAGAUUUUGACACUUUUCGAGAAUAUAACGUCGAGCAUUAAAUUAUAUGGAUUUAUGCAGCUUGUUUUAGAUUUAGAACUGAGCUUAGUUUUGACCUAAUGAUAAUUUACGCUUAUUUAUGAAGUUCAAAGAGAUUUAUGUAAACUGGGUAUAUUUUAGUCAACUUGCGCCAUAGUUAAACUAUAACAUUGGCGCAAUAGGUUGCUAUAAUAACGAAUGAAGUACAAACGUAUGUACACAAACUACACAUUUAAAAAUAUAUUUAUACUUACUUAAUAUUUAUCCUUUGUUACAAUAUUCUCCUCGGUAGAUUAUUUGUAUACGAAAAAAUCUGCGUAAUGCACACCUUCCAUAAUAAAUUGACCUCGAUAAAUAUUUAUUUUUGAUAAGACCAUUUAAUUAAAUUACUCAAUGCCAUUUUAUAAUGAAUUCUUGAAACUAUUUAACUUUGCAUUUCGUUACAUAUGCCUGAAAUUUCGUGCGAAAUUAUUUGCAUGUAAAUAUGUAUGCAAACAAUCCACAUAUUUAUGAUUUUUUUACCGAUAUCACUUUCCCCACUCGACGUGAAUCCACCACCACCACCGGCAAUGUUAUACGAUCUGCUGAAAGACUCAAACUGAAAUAAUUUACAAGUUGAAAAAUUGUAAACAAACCAUAAACUUCCCUAUAAUUGGUAAACAAAAAAUGAGCAAACUGAAGAAACCGAGGAUGACGUCAAAAGUCGAUAAACCUGACCUUCCAAAAAUUAAGGAGCAAUUAAAACUUUCCUGUUCCAUUUGUGGUGUAGUGAGAUACGAUACGGGACACUAUUUAGACCUUCAGAGCCUUCAAAGAAAGUUCAACCUCUUUAUAACUCUCAUGGGGAAAUUGUUUCCCUUGUCGACAAUUAGCCGUCAUCCUGACGACGAAGGAAGUUUGAUAUGUUUACGGUGUGCCGAGUCAAUAAAGACGGUGUGGAAUUUAAGUGAGGA